CCUCCAAAAAAACUCCCACGCUUUCCCACACUUUCCCACCCUGAAAUCCUCCCCAAGAAAGAAGACGAAAGAAGAAGGAAAAAAAUCCCUACUCUCUCUCCAUUCUUAUUUUCUCUCAUUUUCCUCCUAACCAAACACACCAGCUCAUCGACUUUCCUGCUUCCCCAGACUCUGAAUCCGCACCGGUUCAGGUCACAUUGUGGUGUCAUUUUCCCGCACUUUCUCUCGAGCCAAACAUGCAAACACCGUUCUCUCUCCUCUUCCGCAUCCAUUUCUCUCUCCUCCUCCUCCUUCCAUCACUCUCUCUCUCCUCUGUCUCGGAGCUCUCCACUCUGAUGGCUUUGAAAGCCUCUCUAGACCCACAGAACCAGUUCUUGACGUCGUGGACUCGGAGCGCCAAUCCGUGCGGAGGAGAUUUCGAAGGCGUGGCGUGCGACGAGAGAGGGCGUGUCGUAAACAUCUCUCUGCAAGGGAAGGGGCUGUGGGGCCGAAUCCCGGCGGCCGUGGGUGGGCUCAAGAGCUUGACGGGUCUUUACUUGCAUUUCAACUCAUUGAAUGGUGAAAUUCCAAAGGAGAUAACCAACUUGAGUGAGCUCACUGAUUUGUAUCUCAAUGUCAAUAAUCUGUCCGGAGAAAUUCCUCCUCAGUUUGCCAACAUGCCUAAUCUCCAAGUUUUGCAGUUGUGUUACAACACGUUGACUGGAAGCAUACCGUUGCAACUGCGAAACCUGAAGAGGCUUAGUGUUCUUGCUCUUCAAUACAAUCAAUUAACCGGUGCAAUUCCUGCAAGUUUGGGCGAGCUAAAAGCAUUAACAAGAUUGGAUUUGAGCUUCAACAGCCUCUUUGGUUCUGUUCCUGCAAAAUUAGCUGAUGCCCCUAUGUUACAAGUCCUUGAUAUCCGAAAUAAUUCUCUCUCCGGAACUGUCCCACAAGCGCUUAAGAGACUCAAUGGAGGAUUCCAAUACAAAAACAAUCCACAUUUAUGUGGGGUUGGCUUUUCUGACUUGCACGUUUGCUCAGCCAGUGAUGGUUGGGACCCAAAUAGGCCGGAACCAUAUCAACCCAGUAACCUUUCUGCAAAUGGUUUCCCACACUCAGCCCAAAAUCGUACUGCAGAAGAUCUUCCUGAGUCUGUGAAUUUGAACCCAGAUUGCAGCAGAACCAGCUGUUCAAAAACAUCAAAAUCUCCUCAAGUUGGUGUGGCUUUGGGGGUCAUUGGACUUUUUGUUGCUUUUACUGUUUCUGGUCUUUUCACAUUUUCGUGGUACCGCCGCCGGAAACAGAAAAUAGGGAGUGCUUUCGACUCAUCAGAUAGCCGGCUUAGCACUGACCAGGCCAAGGAAGUUUACAUGAAGAGUGCAUCUCCUCUCAUCAGUCUGGAGUACUCGAAUGGAUGGGACCCGGUUGCAAAAGGUUGCAGUGGAUUCUCUCAGGAAGUUCUUGAGAGCUUCAUGUUCAAUUUAGAAGAAGUGGAGCGUGCCACUCAGUGCUUCUCAGAAGUGAACUUGUUGGAGAAAAGCAAUUUCUCUGCCAUCUACAAGGGAAUCCUGAGGGAUGGGUCAGUUGUUGCAGUGAAGUGCAUUGCAAAGACGAGCUGCAAAUCUGAUGAAGCGGAGUUCCUGAAGGGACUGAAGAUAUUGACAUCAUUGAAACAUGAAAAUCUUGUUAGGUUGAGAGGCUUUUGCUGUUCAAAAGGUAGGGGAGAGUGUUUUCUUAUCUACGAUUUUAUCCCCAAUGGAAGCCUCUUGCAGUAUCUUGACGUCGAGGAAGGCAGUGGCACAGCUCUUGAAUGGUCAACCAGAGUAUCCAUUAUCAACGGCAUUGCCAAAGGUAUUGCAUAUUUGCAUGGAAACAAAGGCAACAAACCCGCCAUGGUUCACCAGAAUAUAUCAGCGGAGAAGGCGCUCAUUGACACCAACUAUAAGCCCAUGAUUUCAAAUUCGGGUCUGCACAAACUUCUUGCAGACGAUAUUAUCUUCUCCUUGCUCAAAGCCAGUGCUGCCAUGGGAUACCUGGCUCCCGAGUACACAACCACCGGUCGCUUCACUGGAAAAAGUGAUGUUUAUGCGUUUGGUAUGAUCAUACUUCAAAUCCUCUCCGGAAAACGAAAAAUCACUCAAUUCGUACGCCAAGGUGCAGAGUUCUGCAGAUUUGAAGACUUUAUCGAUCAAAACCUCGAGGGAAAGUUUUCAGAAUCUGAGGCAGCAAAACUUGGAAAAUUGGCUCUUCUCUGUACCAAUGAAUCUCCUAACCACCGGCCAUCCAUGGAGAAUGUUAUGCAAGAGUUAAGUGGGUUUGUCAGCUGUUGAUGUUCUUACCAGGUUUUCACCUCAAUUUUCAAAGGACGGGGUAAUCGGGUAUGAUGAAGGAUUUACUAACUACGCACUACAGUCUGAUGCUGAAGUAGGGCUCUUCUGACUGUUGUAUCCUUCUUGAAGACUGAAAUAUAGUGAAUGGCUAUGUACUUGUUUGUUGUAAUCUGUAGGAAGAUCUUUAGCAUUUGGAUAGAUAUCUACGUGUGAUAGAUGUGAAUGGCUAUCCUUUUUAAAGACUAUAGUUUUAUUUUCUAUAUCAUUUGAACUCUAGCCAUGUAAAAAGGCAAGUUUUAGUAAAUGCGCAUGUUU
Messenger RNA from Morus notabilis, 2624 nucleotides. RefSeq names its product probable LRR receptor-like serine/threonine-protein kinase At4g36180. The transcript is spliced from 4 exons. Gene Ontology annotation, molecular function: protein kinase activity; ATP binding; protein binding. Lineage: Eukaryota; Viridiplantae; Streptophyta; Magnoliopsida; Rosales; Moraceae. The record is from RefSeq and is a predicted model, not a curated record. The coding region runs from base 237 to 2309 and encodes 690 amino acids. Gene Ontology annotation, biological process: protein phosphorylation.